This is a messenger RNA of Eimeria mitis, 2022 nucleotides long. RefSeq lists its product as uncharacterized. The coding region runs from base 1 to 2022 and encodes 673 amino acids. NCBI's taxonomy places the organism in Eukaryota, Apicomplexa, Conoidasida, Eucoccidiorida, Eimeriidae. Gene Ontology annotation, molecular function: nucleic acid binding. The record is from RefSeq and is a predicted model, not a curated record. The transcript has 6 exons.
AUGUGCGAUUUACCUGUGUUGCGAAGAGAGGGAGAAAGGCCUAUGGAAUAUACGGGAAAGGGAGAGACAGACAAAACCGAUGCGGACCUGGCAUAUGAGGAGCUAGCCAAACAAGUAGCUAAGAUGACAGCUGAAGAGGCAGCUGUAUUUGUACGUACCCCGAGCAAGCGUUACAAAGCGAAGCAUAGGAAGACGGGAAGGAUCAAAAUAAAGGAACUAAUAGAUCAGGCUAGGGAAAAUGCUAAGGAAUUGAAAGGCGCAAUACAGGGAUUAAAUUGUAUUGUCGAAUUGCCAGAAAUAGAGGUCGAUCUAGACAGACGAAGACCAAUAGCGAAACAGGGAUAUAUAAUAGGAGCAAUGGUGCAACAAAGAGGGAAUACCAGGGAGUGGAAACGAGUUGCGAAUGGACCUGGAAAACAAGAAAACUUUGAGGACAAGAAAGAGUCGCCCUGGCCUAAUGCUAUUCUGGAAUUUACAGAAUUUGACAAGUGGAUUGAAGGUGUUGACGGAAUUAAACCUGCAGCAGACAAAGUGGAAGCGAUCAAUCUAUGGCCAGAAGACCUUGCUAACGAGACACAGGUGCGACAAUUUCUAGGCACGGUUAACUACUGCAGAAUGUUUAUGGGGCCGAGAUAUGCAGAUCUUGCGCGACCCCUAGUAGACCUCACGCUGCUUGAACAAGAGGAAAGGCCUGUUGGUUUCCUGAGUCAGGUCAUGACUCACGCUCAGCAGAAAUAUUCUAUAUACGAUCAAGAAUUGUUGGCUCUUAUAACGGCACUAGACAAGUGGCAGCAUCUACUAAGGGUCGCAGAGGUUACAGCUUAUACGGAUCAUCAGGCGCUUACCUUUCUUCAACGUAAUAAUUCGCAGAAGCCGUUGCGGGGUCGAACAGCGCGAUGGUUGGAUUUCUUGGCGAAGUUCCCGAAUCUUAAGAUUACCUAUUUACAAGGCGCAAGAAACAAGGUAGCGGAUGCGAUGUCUAGGCAUCCACAGCAUGUAAAUGACGAAUCGCUAAGACCUGCUCAGCUUUUAGCUUCUCUUCUUCAACAGCCGGCGGGAGCGGGUGUGCAUCCCAGAUAUUCUACGCGGUUAACAACGGGGUCGGUACCGCCUACAGACUUUCGGGCGAUGAUGGGGCGGAGGUCGGCCUCAAGCAGUCAACGGAGAGAUGGAACGGAGUCCCAAACUUCUUCGCGAGUUUCGGCAGAGAGUAUUGACGAUUCUGUACAGGAUGCAUCCAGUUCGCGAGAUUCAACAGACGACACUUUAAAUUCGGCAGUUCCGUCAUCCGAUGCUCAGCCGACCUCAUUCAAGAGUGCUGAGAUACGGGCAGAGACACUUUCGGCACCUGAGCAUUUGUCGGCGCAACGUUGGCGGGAAGCCUACGACCGUUGUUCGCAGUUCAGAGAUAUUGUGGCAGAAGCAAUGCGUAAAGGGGAAGAAGAGUUCGUGCAUCAGUUGCAGGGCCGCCGAGCGUCGAAAACGAUUUCCCAGAAGCCGGCGGGGCUACUGCAACCGUUGCUCAUUCCUUCUCGACGAUGGAGCCAUACUGAUGAGAGCGAGUGGGAACGAUUGUUGCCGGCAUUGGAACUUGCUUACAAUACAACCUCUCAUUCGUCGACGGAGCUCAGCCCUUUUGAAGUUAUGAUAGGGCAAAAUCCAGUGACUGCCGGGGAUAUAGAUAUUGUUGGUGAUCUUGCGCCUAAGGUUACCCCUCCAAUGAAGAAGCUCAUCCCUGAUCGGCCACGAGAUCCUCUAAUGCAAUCUAAGGAAGCAGCAGUAGGGUGGCUUCCGUUAACGGACAAAGAGGGUAACUCCACUGACAUAUACGAAGUUGAUUACAUACUCAAUCAACGUGGAUCGGGAAAGGACGUACAGUAUCUGGUCAAGUGGAGAGGUGCUCCUGAAGACCGGGCUACUUGGGAACCAGCGUCUAACCUCACAAAUUGUUCCGCCCUACUUAGGGCUUGGCGCCGUUAUUAUAAUAAAGUAAGGUCUGCUCAGGAGAAUCGCGUGGCUUAG